Messenger RNA from Alnus glutinosa, 1387 nucleotides. RefSeq lists its product as uncharacterized. The coding region runs from base 89 to 946 and encodes 285 amino acids. The record is from RefSeq and is a predicted model, not a curated record. The transcript has 8 exons. NCBI's taxonomy places the organism in Eukaryota, Viridiplantae, Streptophyta, Magnoliopsida, Fagales, Betulaceae. Gene Ontology annotation, molecular function: RNA binding; RNA endonuclease activity; sequence-specific DNA binding. Gene Ontology annotation, cellular component: nucleus; cytoplasm.
AAAGAAUUUGAGAUUCUCAAAUUCUUUUAGAAUUUGAGGGGAUCUCAAUCCGUAGAAGGCUCUAACUUUAGGUGUCCAGUAGCGACAGAUGUUCUACUCCACCGCAUUCCACAGGAUAUCACUCAUGGCUGCCAAACCCCACCGCCUCCACCAGUCAACAGUUGCAGGGACCUCUUCGUUGCAGAGCUCAGUGAAAAGGUCGAGGACAAUUUCCACCGAGUCCUCCAUGAAGGACGCUUUCGGAAAAUACGCUGAAUACCUCAAUGGCCUCAAUGAAAAGCGUGAAAGAGUGGUGAAAGCAAGUCGUGACAUCACCAUUAACAGCAAAAAGGUCAUAUUUCAGGUGCACAGAAUUGGUAAACACAACAAAGAAGAAGUUUUGGAGAAGGCAGAAAAGGAUUUGGCAGCUGUGACAGAUCAGUAUAUGUCUCGACUAGUGAAAGAACUGCAAGGGACUGAUUUUUGGAAGCUAAGACGAGCAUACUCACCUGGGGUACAAGAAUAUGUUGAAGCUGCAACAUUCUGUAAAUUCUGCAAAACUGGGACUCUUUUGAAUCUUGAUGAGAUAAAUGGGACUUUGUUACCACUUAGUGAUCCAUCUUUUGAACCUUUGCAGAUUAAUGUCCUUGACUAUCUCUUGGGGCUUGCAGACUUGACUGGAGAGCUGAUGCGGUUGGCGAUUGGUCGAAUACCAGAAGGUGAACUUGACUUUGCUGAGAAGAUAUGCAGGUUUGUGCGUGAUAUCUACAGGAUGCUGACUCUUCUUGUCCCAAAUAUGGAUGAUAGUUCUGAUAUGAAGACAAAGAUGGAUACAAUGCUCCAAAGCGUAAUGAAAAUAGAGAAUGCUUGCUUUAGUGCUCAUGUGAGAGGAUCAGAGUACAUUCCACUACUUGGAUCCAGUGAUCAAAGUUCCUUCUUAUUGGGGGUGCCUGAUAUUGAGCUAUGAAAAAUUGUUUGGAUUGCUUCGUGGAGCCCAUGACUACAAGUGCAUGCAUCUAUCUUCCUACUGAAAGGUUUGAAGGUUCAUUUUCAUCUUCUUCUGGGUUAUUUUGGAAAAUUUGUUGGAGAAGCUGCGCAUGGUUUGCUCAACAGGCAGAUAUUGUGAAACUUUUGUGGGGAAUGACUUAAUUUAGAAAUCGGUAAGGGCAGAUUUAUUGAGCUUAUCGAGGCUAUUGCCUCCCAAAGAGGUCUUGACAUGAGGCCCGAAAGAGAAUGCUAAUAUCCCCGUUUCAGGUGAGCUGAUGGAAUAUAACUAAUUAGUAUACUUUGGAUAAAACAACUCCUAGUCCCAUGUGGCUCGAUCUCUUAUUUGUGAGAUUUCUGUUUCAUUUUGAAACUAACAACCAUGUCAAUUUAAUCCUUCGAAUUUCUGAAAACAUUUUUUUUA